AUGCGCCUUUCCAUCCGUCCCUCGAUCCUUCCCCGAACCACAUUCUUAAAAUCCUAUGCGACUGCACCCCAGGGCAGAGGUGGAAGGCCUGAAGCAGCUCCUCCUGACCCACGCAACGACAUUAUAAGACGUACAUUGUACCCCGAACGCACACCGGAUGUCACGGGACUCGCAUCCUCCCCAACAGGGAUCCACAGACCGGACGUGGAGCUCGCGCUGGAACGAGCGAUCCCUUCUGCCGAGGCGCAUGAAACGAUCGAGCGCGCUUGGAAGUUGCACCAGCGACAGGUUCGGGAGCAGCGCGAGGCCGAGUUGAAGCGCAAGUACGAGUCAAUGAGGCGAGCUGUGGAGGUGUUGAAGGAAUUAGAUCCUGUUAGCUAUGCAGAAGCCACCAGGGGUGUUGAUUCACGCCGGUUGAGUGAGGCGGAGAGAGAGAGAAUCAAGGGAAUGAAAAGGGGUGCUAGGAAAAAGGCUGAGAGUCGGGUGGAAGGAUUGUUUCCUCGUGAGAUGAGGAUGCCGACCGAUACACCAAGUCGAGAUGGUUGGAAUCACGGAUGGACAGCGUUGUAG
Rhizoctonia solani is the source of this 570-nucleotide messenger RNA. Its product is annotated as ribosomal protein subunit L28. NCBI's taxonomy places the organism in Eukaryota, Fungi, Basidiomycota, Agaricomycetes, Cantharellales, Ceratobasidiaceae. The transcript has a single exon. Gene Ontology annotation, molecular function: structural constituent of ribosome. Gene Ontology annotation, biological process: mitochondrial translation. The record is from RefSeq and is a predicted model, not a curated record. Bases 1 to 570 code for a protein of 189 amino acids.